AUGGCUACUACCUCUACGGCAGCGGAGGCGACCUCAACUGGGAAAACCAGGCUGCGGGUGUCGUUGGAAGCCGCUGCGGCGCGCCAGGGUCCAUCUAUUGGACAAUGGCUUGAGUUUCCCGGCUACUCGCUGGCAAGGACUGUUUCGCAAUUGGGAGAAGAUCGCGGGCAUAUGCAGUGGGUAUUAAUCGACUGCGAACACGGGAAUAUCGACGAUAGCGAGAUGUACCUACAAGUCGGCGCAGUGUCUUCUUCAGGGAUAUCGCCGAUUGUCCGUAUUCCUGCAGCAGAGCCGUGGAUGAUGAAGAGAGCUCUUGACAGCGGUGCUCAUGCAAUCAUGGUUCCAAUGUGCGAAACCAAGGUAAAACAAACAGACAGAAAAUCGUCUUGCCUCUCCUCUGACAUUGCGCAGGACCAGGCGGAGGCGAUCGUGCGAGGCUGCAAAUAUCCUUCAGCGCAAUGGCCGCAAGCUGCUCGUGGGACUGGGGCCAUGUUUGCUCCGGCUGCAUUUAAUCAAAAUGGGCGAGAAUACUUGGCCCGUGCUAAUGAUUCGGUCAUGGUCAUCGUUCAGAUCGAGACCCGUCAGGCCGUUGAGAACUGCGAGGAGAUUGCGUGCGUCGAUGGCGUUGAUAUGCUUUUCGUGGGCCCAAAUGAUCUUGCGUCAUCAAUGGGAUAUUUUGCUUUUGACCAUGCCCAGAUUGCCGAAGUUCAGCAUGCCUCGCAGCGUGUUCUCGAUGCCGCGAAAGCUGCCGGGAAGUAUGCGGGCCACUUCGCUUUAUCGGCGGAGAUCGCGUCCGAGAAAUAUAUGCAAGGAUUUGAUUUUGUGAAUUGUGGCGCUGAUAUAGUCGCCGUUACGGUGUGGAUGUCGGAGGAAAUGACAAAACUGAAGCGGCUGGUGACAAAAAAGUGA
Penicillium riverlandense is the source of this 909-nucleotide messenger RNA. Its product is annotated as HpcH/HpaI aldolase family protein. Bases 1 to 909 code for a protein of 302 amino acids. The transcript is spliced from 4 exons. Gene Ontology annotation, molecular function: aldehyde-lyase activity. Gene Ontology annotation, cellular component: cytoplasm. Lineage: Eukaryota; Fungi; Ascomycota; Eurotiomycetes; Eurotiales; Aspergillaceae. The record is from RefSeq and is a predicted model, not a curated record.